CUCUGGCGCGUUGUUGCUGUUACCCACACGUUCAUUUGGCUGUUUUAUUGAAUUUCACUGUUGAUCUCGGCAGAUCUCUAAAGUGUUUUGUGGACCGGUUUAGUGCGCAGUGUAUAUGUAGAGAGGCUUUGACUGGUGAAAAUACUUUUGACAGUUCAGGUCGUUCUGCAUGAACCACAGCUCUGUCUGUUUGCUCACUGCGGAAUCGUGGGGUCGUAAAUAGUCCAUGCAGUGAAAAUGUAGAUCCGGUGCGCGUUUUUUGACAACGCGAUCAAACAAGACAGCUUACAAAGCUGACUAAAUAGCGCGUGGGGAAAUAAGUUUAUAAACUUGGGUUUGGGGUGCGUGUAAUGUGUCUACUGUCAUGCUGUUUUCAAUCAAUUUUUCUCAGCUUAUGUUUGAAAACUAGCUCAGAAUUUGGGAUCUGCACUGUCGCUAUCUCUCAUUCUCUGGUGUUUUGGUCUUGUUCUGUGCCAAAAGCCGUGUUCAUUAUGUGUGCAGAUAGAUGUGUGUCACAUCCUAAGUUUAGAGAUGGUUUCUGAUUUGGUUGUACAGUUGUUGUUUUUUUAAUGUGUUGAAGAGGCUAAUAUUAUAUAUAUAUAUAUAUAUUUAAAUGAUCAUUAAUAUAAUUGGUCAUGUUGAUUUGUCAAAGUGCAUGAAGUAAAAGUUGUUUAAGAAGUGGGUUUGAGCUUUGAAUGGUUAUAUUUCAUAGUCUUGCAGCAAUUUCGGUCAUAAUCGAAUUACGCGUGCGAGUGUUUGUCAGUAGAGAUGCAGCAUAAAAGUUUGCAUCGCUCUGUAGUUGUUGUCACUUUUGUAACAGCAUGGGCGUAAGAGACCUGCAAACAAGUUUCUCCCUAGUCAUGCAGAUGGACAUAUUUCUCUUACAUAUGCCCAUUUUGUUGGGUGGUGUAUAUUAAACUAAGAUUGCUUUUAUUUUUCCUCCAAAAAACUGUCACCUAUAACAGAAAGAUAGACAUGCAUACGGAUAUUUGAAAUGAAGUAAUAGCUAUUUAAAGCGGUGUUUGGCAGUGAGCGAGUGGCUAAUAAAUCUCUGUGCGCUGUUUGCGUGUUAUGGAUCGGGCUCUAUUCCUGGAGUGAGCACAUUUACAGGCGUUCAGUUACAUAGGGUAAAAGUGUUAAAUAAGCUUUAACACUUAAGAAGAGUUCAAUAAGAAGAUGGACAAUGAGAAUAAGCAUGCGAGCACUUAUGCCUAUGUAGAAGUGCUCAAUGGCGAGCGUUCUGCCAUAAGACACUUUUCUGUGUUCGUGGGAAGUUGAUGUUCUGUAUAUACGUCCUUAAAAAGACGAUUGUAUGCGUGUGAGUUGCAGGUGUUGUCGGUGUCGUUUAUUGCCGGGUGACAUCUCGUGGACGCAAAACUUCAGAAGGUUUCUUUAAAAAUAGCCGAAAUAAAACUAGUUGUUCAUAACAUGAAAUCAGUUCAGGGCUACAGAUGUUCAUCAAGGACAGCAUAGCAUACUUUUUCAAACCCGUUAUAAGCGUGCUGUACUGCUGUGUACUAGUGUUAUGGUGGUUGCUGGCACAGUUGGAACUGUCUUCUGUUAGUUUGUUUGUCCAGCGGCUGAAAUCCCGAGCCCUUUCCCCGUCAUCUGGGAGUUUUGCCCUUGCAGAGAGCAUUACAAGACUCAUGGGCUGAUUAAGCUUCUUUGGCACUAUGACAGAGCGCGGGUAUAUCGGUGUUAUGUAGGUUCGAAUGGAAACAGAAUCUCUAAUACUGAAUGUUCAACAUGUGAAAAGUGUUCGCCUAACUAUUUACAGGCACCCACUAAAGCUAUAUUUGUGUCAAGAAGCCAGAUGUGACUAAAGAGAUAGGCUGGGGAAACUUUGUGGUGAUUUGUUCAAUAAAAGAUAGGAGAGGGGGGAAAAUGCGGUCACAGAAUGAAUCCAAUAAAGAAAUAAAACGCUACAACGCUAUUAACAUUAUUCUUGAGUUGAGUUGUGUUUGUUGACCAUACCACUCUCUGUCAUCCCACUCAUUCCUCAAUAGUGAAGCGUAUCGGUCAUCAGUACAAUAAACAGGCUUACGACGCUUUCCCAUGACUCAUUCGAGUCUAUUUUCCACGCGUUAAGACGUUAAAAUCACAAUGAAAGAAGCAUUUUCUCCAGGAGGCUAAAAUCACAUGUAAAUGCACAUUUCGGUGAACAAAUUUGGUUAAAAAUGCCCUUUCCUAGUAACCUAAGUUACUUAUACUUUGAAUUUGAAUAAAGUCCCAAAGCUGUUCCAAGUUCUGAAUUCCAAAUUAUGUAUUUUUAUUUUUUAUAAAAAAUCAUUUAAUUUAUGUAAACUGAAAAAUUAUUCUCAGACCUGACAGAAAUACGGCACAGUUUUUCUAACUAUUAAUUUUAUCGUUUGCCGCCAUCUACUGGAGAGAGAGAAAGAUGGCCGCAUCUUUGAGAACUACAAGUGUACUUGAUUUUCAGGUUAAUGUCGGUUUACAGCACAGUUUUGUUUUUUGUCCUGUUAACCCCCCCACCCCCCAAAUAUGAGCUGUAAAGAUUCUUAUGAGAUCUCGAAAAAAUGGCUUGUGCAGCCGACAGCUGCAUCCAAUUCACGCGUCACGCAAGUGAUGUUCUGCUCAACCUGAACCGACUGCGCAGCAGAGAUAUCCUCACAGAUGUAUCGAUUAUGGUCAACAGACAACAGUUUCGAGCACACAAAACUGUCCUUAUGGCAUGCAGUGGGCUCUUCUACUCAAUCUUCACAGACUCACACAAAUGUAACCUGAAUGCCAUCAGUCUGGAUCCGAAGGUUGACCCAGAGGGUUUCGCAAUACUUCUGGAGUUUAUGUACACUUCACGUCUCGCAUUGAAGGAGAGCCUCAUCAUGGCCAUCAUGAACACAGCAAUCUACUUACAGAUGGACCACGUUGUUGACACCUGCCACAGAUUCAUAAAGUCCAGUGACUCCUCCAUCAAACUGCCCAGAGAGGAUUUUCUGGUCAGCCCUCUGCUUUUACCUCAAGAUGUUCACAGUUACAGACACCAUGAAGUGGUGGAUAACAUAUCUGGACGGGCAGCAACUUUCAGAGAUGGGAGACCCUAUGGUGUCUGCAUGUUUAAUGGGGUCAAUUCUCCUAACAGCUCAUACCUUUAUGGCCAGUUUCCAAUGCAAGGUUUUCCCUUUCCUCUUUGCAAGCUGACAGACACCAAAAACACUUUCUCAGACUUCUCAAAAGGAGGCAUCAUCCAUCACAAACACUGCUCACCUGCUGAUGGAAACAACCCUGUGCUAGCUGACUUCACCCGCAGCACCACCAAUGGGAGCGCCAAUGCUUUCCACACAGGCUCAUACUCCUCGAGAGAGCUUGGAAGAGAUGAGGAAAUGAAGCGGGAGAUGUUGGAAGGAGUUGUCCAAUCAAUCGGCAUGAGCUUCAGAAAGCACGGCUUUAGCAGCCUGGCCCAGGAGCAGCAAAGUGAGACUGGAAAAGAGCAGAGUUCCCUAGCUGAGGAACAUUUGAGCCACCAACACUACUCUAUGGGCAUGUCCUCCAAUGGGCGCAAAGGCCUGAUGAGCAGCCCCCAGAGUCCGCUCAAAUCAGACUGUCAGCCAAAUUCUCCAACAGAGUCCAGCAGCAGCAAAAACGCUGCCCUCACACAGCCCUUGCAACCUCUGAGCUCUCAAGGUACACAAGACCCUAAAGCUCGCAACUGGAAGAAAUAUAAGUUCAUUGUGCUCAAUCAGAGCUCCAAGGAAGAGGAGACCAGUCAUCAAGAUCCUGGAAUGCACUCCCCGCAGAGGCCAGGCUUGUCUGCUUUCCUUCACCAUACUGACUCUGAACACCCAGACUCAAAGGCAACAACAAAGAUUAGUGAUCAAGGAGAGGACUUCACUGUGCCUCAGGCCAGUCGCCUCAAUAACAUUAUCAACAGAACUCUGGAGGGAUCACAGAGGAACGGUGACAGAUGCUCUUCUAUGUAUAUCAGCCACUUAAAAUGUUCGUCCUGUGGCUCCCAGUCUCCACAGCACUCUGACAUCUGUCCGAACACGCCUGCCUCGCGUUUGGGCGAGGAGAUGUCUGAGAUGCACUCAGAGUAUUCGGAUUCCAGCUGUGAAAACGGAACAUACUUUUGUAAUGAAUGUGACUCUAAGUUUGCAGAGGAGGAAGCCUUGAAACGCCACACGCUUCAGGUCCACAGCGACAAGCCAUACAAAUGUGAUCGUUGCCAAGCAGCAUUCCGUUACAAGGGAAACCUUGCCAGUCACAAAACCGUUCACACCGGAGAAAAACCGUAUAGAUGCAAUAUCUGCGGGGCUCAGUUCAACAGACCCGCUAACCUCAAAACCCACACACGAAUUCACUCAGGAGAAAAGCCAUACAAGUGUGAGACAUGUGGAGCUAGAUUUGUGCAGGUUGCUCACCUUCGUGCUCAUGUUCUGAUUCAUACCGGAGAGAAGCCAUAUCCAUGUGAAAUCUGUGGCACCCGCUUUCGUCAUCUGCAGACCCUUAAGAGUCACCUGCGAAUACACACAGGAGAAAAGCCCUAUCAUUGUGAAAAAUGCAAUUUGCAUUUUCGCCACAAGAGCCAGCUUCGGUUACACCUCCGUCAGAAGCACGGGGCAAUCACCAACACCAAGAUCCAAUAUCGCAUGUCUUCGACAGAGCUACCGACGGACUUGACGAAGGCCUGCUGAGCAAGCACUUAGGGGCAGACCUGACCAUGGCAUUAUAUGAACCUGACUUGUACAAUCAUUCAAAAUUUUAGUGCCACACUGUGUCAAUCAGACAGAAAAAAAAUUAUAAUAAUAAAACUUGGCAGGAAAUGCCAAUCUAAACGGGUUUCCUCUACAUUUGAACAUAGAACCACAUCAUGGUCUCUUGUAGUCACUUUAUUGUUUAUAUUUACAUAUGAAUAUAUAUUAAUGUUGCGAGUGUUUUUACAUUGAGUUAUAAAAAGCUUUAUUUUGUUGGAAGAAGGUCAGAAUGUAAAACAUUUAAAUCCGGUUUUUGAGAAUACAGUAUUUUAUAACAAAACAAAAACGUACUUUUCUGAAGGUAUUUGGGGAAUUUUGAUUGGAGGUUGGAAUAUUUUGAGUCAAACACAUUUCUAGCAAAGCAAAGAAGUGUGUCUAUAGAUUUUUAUGUAUUAAAUGUACAGGUUACACUAUGUUGGAAUGGCCUCUGUCUUGUAAGAGGAACUCCUAACUGUGACGUAAGCAUUGAAUAUCUUUCAUGGUUUUUGUUGUGUACUUUUGAGGAUGAUGGCUGCUCUCUCAAAUGGAAAACAUGCAUGUGGUCAGUUGCCACAGAUAAAGCUUCAUUAUGUGGGCAACUGCAUAUAUAUUGUGACAAAAAGUUUAAUUACUUUACAUCAAGAUUGCUCUCUGCUGGCAGAGACGAUCUGAAAUUACAUGUUAACAUAUGCAUUCAAAGUAGUAAUAAUAAUAAUAAAAAAAAAGAAUAGGUACUGCUAUGUUACGACCAAGGAGAUAUUUUGCUUAAGAUGUAUUUGUAUAGAAACGUGAACUUUUUUAAAAAAUUUCUUUUGGCAAGUGAAGGUUUACAGUUUUGUCGUUGUUCUAGAAGCUACAGUAAAAGGUUAUACUAUUGUCCUUUAAUUUUUGUUUGUGUAUACACUGUGUACUCAAGGUGCCUUUCUCAACAGUGUCUGAAUUCCUUCCCAUUCAGCCCAGGUACAACGGAAGGGCAACACUUGUCCUCUAUUUUCCCCCUUUUUGAGUGUAUUGACAUGCGAGGAUGUGUUUGACAAAAAAAAAAAAAAAAAAAAAGGGUCAGCGUGAGUGUGUGCGCACGCAUGUGUGCUUUAUAAAUGCUUUUCUCACACACACACACAAAAAAAAAGCAACUCGUUAUUUUGUGAGCUAUACAUCAUCAGGACAUGUUUUGGGAUUGGGCUUUUUUUUGUUUUUUUAUAAAUGCAUUAAGCUUAUUGUAAAAUAUAGAUGUAUGAAUGUAAAAUAAAGUAUGGGAUUUCCAUGUCUAAA
Molecule: messenger RNA, 5963 nt
Organism: Myxocyprinus asiaticus (Chinese sucker)
Lineage: Eukaryota; Metazoa; Chordata; Actinopteri; Cypriniformes; Catostomidae
Product: B-cell lymphoma 6 protein homolog
Exons: 9
Coding region: 2538-4652 (704 amino acids)
Biological process (GO): regulation of transcription by RNA polymerase II
Cellular component (GO): nucleus
Molecular function (GO): protein binding; DNA-binding transcription factor activity, RNA polymerase II-specific; RNA polymerase II cis-regulatory region sequence-specific DNA binding
Source: RefSeq, a predicted model, not a curated record